Paramecium sonneborni is the source of this 1545-nucleotide messenger RNA. The record is from the annotation of a GenBank genome assembly. Lineage: Eukaryota; Ciliophora; Oligohymenophorea; Peniculida; Parameciidae.
AUGAUUUAAUCUAAAAUGUUAGAAGAUGAAGAAGAGCUUCAUUGUUCUUUUAAUCAUAAACUUCCUAUUUUGAUGGUUGCAUGUGAUUUAAAAUUAAAGAAGAAUCAAAGACUUUUAUGCUCUGAAUGUAUUGAAAAUUUAGAAUCGCAACCAUAGUUAAUGAAUUUUAAGAAAGCCUUAAAAAUUAUUGAAGAAAAUUAAAAAUAAAAGAAAGAAUUCAUUGAGAAUGUGAUAAUGAUUAACAUAAAACUGAUUGAAAAACUCUUAAAACAAUUAUCUUAAUUAAAGUUUAAUGUAAUUCAAUAAUUAGAUUAAUUAAUUGGAGGUGUCGAUUAGUGGAUAGAACAUUUAUUAAAAAUUGGGUAUGAAAAUGCAACUUAUAGUUUUUUUGAUCAAUUAGAUAAUCUAAUUAACAAAAAAGAACUAGAUGAAUUCAACCAGAAAUCAUUAAUUGACCAAAUUAAUUAAAUUAACUAAUCAUGGGAUCAAAAUAUUGAAAAGAAAUUAAAUUUAUUUAAAUCAUUUUAAGAUAGUUAAAAAGGAGAAGAAAUAUUAACAAAGUUAAGAAAUAUCAAUGAAACAAAAUAAAAUACAGCAUUGUAAAUAUUGGAUGAAGUAAACUAUUAAAUGAUUGUCUAGACAUAAAAGAAAGCGAUUUAAGUUGAGGAUAGUUAAAAGCAUUUUGAAAAUUAAUUGAUGAUCAAUAAAGAAAUUGAAUUUCAAUUAAUUGAUGAUUCAAAUAAAUAGAUUGGAUCAUGCUAUACAAUAGCAUUUAAUAUGGAUGAAUCUAUUAUGGUUUCAAAUGAAAUGAGUUAGAUUAAAAUUUGGAAUUUUGAAUAAGGAAGAUUUAAAUUAUCUAAUUGUUAUAAUAAUCAUAGUGUUCCCGUUUUAUGUUUAGUUUAUAGCAAAAAAACAAAUAACUUCAUUUCUGGUUGUAUUUAUCAAGAGAUUAUCUGUUGGUAAUAAAUUAACUAAAAUGAGUGGAAGUGUUCAAAACCAUUCAAAUAACAUAGUAAUUCUGUUUAAUGUUUAAUUUUAAAUAAAUAGGAGGAUCAACUUAUUUCAGGAGGGAAUGAUCAUAAAAUAAUUGUAUGGAAAGUAGAUUUUAUCGAGAAUGAGCUAACUUUUCUGUAUUUUUUAGAUAAACAUAGUAAUAGAGUACUUUCACUCAGUUUUAACUAAUCUGAAACUUUAUUGGCAUCAUGUGGUUAUAAUCACUUUAUAAUUUGAGAAAAAGGAUUAUAAGGAAAAUGGGAAUUCAAAUAUAAUUAAGUUCUUCAAUAUGGAAAGAAAAUACAUUUCCUGAAUGAUGAAUAAUUUCUUUGGGUAACUAAGAAUAAGGAAAUUAAUGAUAUUUUGGUAUUUGAAUUAUUGAAUGGAGUCUUUUAAUAGAAUUCAAAUAAAACUAUCACUUUAAUUAAGAAUAAUGAAUGUGAAGAUUAUUUAUUUUUUUCAAAUAAUACAUAAUAAAGAUAAAAAUGUGAUAUUGAUAAGAAACAAGCAUCAUAUUUAUUUGAUAAGAUAAUUAAACAAUGGCACAUUUGA